AUGGAGACCCGGAAGCUAAUCACCGCAACAGACAACCAGUACUCUGGCAUGUUGUUAAAGGCUUUGGACGAACAGCGAGGACAUGGACUUUUCUGUGAUGUUACCAUCAUUGUGGAGGACCGGAAAUUUCGAGCCCACAGAAAUGUCCUUUCAGCCUCCAGCACUUACUUCCACCAGCUUUUCGCGCUUGCAGGUCAAGUGGUUGAACUGAACUUCAUCAGAGCAGAAAUUUUUGCAGAAAUUCUCAAUUACAUUUACAGCUCCAAAAUAGUCCGGGUGAGAUCGGACUUGCUCGAUGAGUUAAUUAAAUCAGGGCAGUUGCUGGGAGUUAAAUUCCUUGCUGAUUUGGGUGGUCCUUUGCAGCAGGUGAAAAGUAUGUCAGGAAGUGUCAAGCCUGGUGCUUCAGAAUGGCCCGACUCUGAAACUAAUGGCCUCGAAGUACAGAAACCUCCAACACCAGCUGGGGGCCAAAAUCUAAUUGAUGAGAAGCCCGCUGUAACGGUCUCGUUGCAUGGGGAAGCGUGUGAUUCUGCAAAGAUUACCAUUAGUGAUUCUGACGAUGACGACGUCAUUUUCUGCUCCGAGCUUGUGCCUCCAAAGGACUGUCCCCUGGAGCCUACUGUAGUAGCACAGAGCCAGCCUUGCUUAAAUCCUGUGGGGGUUCCUGACCAAAUAAAUUGUACCAGCAGUUCCCCGCCUCAGUCAGCUACAGCGACAGCUCCGAGGCUUGACUCAUGCCCUGGCCAGUCAAAUCCAAUUGAAAACCAAGUACCUGCUGAGCCGUUUGUCCCCUCGGUUCCAAAACCUGCGGCUUCAAAUAUGCUUGUGUUAAAUAGGCCGCAGAUUGGAGCUUUGCCGAAUGCUGGCUCAUCGCAUGAAAUAGAGGUAUCUCCUAUCCCCGAAGAGAAUCAGCAGCCAUCUAUUAACGACUCCUUAACUGACAUGGAGACCAAUGCCAUUGAUGAAGAAGAGGAUGAGGAUGAGGAUGUUGAAGAUGACGAUGACAUCCUCGGUUCGUCCAGCCCAGGGUCAGCAAGCAGCAGUUCUUUGGUCCAGCAGCCCACCACCCCUAAACCAGCCGCUGCACCUGAUGCCACAGGAGUACAGAAGAAGCACAGUCCUAGCUUUCCCCAAGAAGCAGUCUCCCAACCCAGAAAGUUCAAAAAGAAAGUUUCUGAUGUUCCUCCUGGGAGCAACAAGGACGCUCCAGUGGGCUCUGUGCCAAAGCAUGUAACGGAAGGCCAGAAGACCAUCACUUUAGAUAAAGCUACUGAGAUAGAAGGCUUGUCGACAGGUUGCAAGGUUUAUGCAAACAUCGGUGAAGAUACCUAUGAUAUCGUAAUUCCUGUGAAAGAUGAGGCUGAUGGAGAAGUGCAGUUGGAUGACAUGCCCAGAACAUCAGGGGACGAUUCUACAAACAGGAAGCGCCUCAAAGUAAAGCAUGAUGAUCACUACGAGCUCAUAAUGGAUGGCAAGGUCUACUACAUCUGCAUUGUGUGCAGGAGGUCUUACGUUUGUCUUACAAGUUUGCGGAGACACUUCAACGUGCAUUCUUGGGAGAAGAAGUAUCCAUGUCGCUAUUGCGAGAAGGUUUUUCCUCUUGCAGAGUACCGCACCAAGCAUGAAAUUCACCACACCGGGGAGCGGCGGUACCAGUGCUUGGCAUGUGGCCAGUGUUUCAUCAACUAUCAGGUCAUGGCCACACAUGUAAGAUCGGUUCACAGCCAGGAUCCUUCUGGCGAGCCCAAGCUAUAUCGCUUGCAUCCCUGUCAGUCUCUGCAGAUCAGAAAUUAUGCAUAUAUUUCAGGUAGUUCCAGCAAUAUACCUAUGGUAAAUGACAAUGCUCUUGUUUAUCCUGUUGACCCUGCAAAAGAAGCCCCUCAAGAACCAGCCCCUAACCCUUCAGCAAAGCCAAUGACCUGGGAUGAUAUCUUUGUUCCGCAGGGAAGUGAAUCACUAUUCAAACAAAAUCCAUCGGAUGGCAGUACUGAAUUUGAGUUUGUUAUACCGGAAUCUUACUGAAUCUUCUCUCUGAUUGAAAUAGAAAUAUAGAUAUAUAUAUAUAUAUAGUUAUAGAUAUAUAUAAAGAAAAACUUCUUUAAAUGGGCUGCUUGAAAAAAGUUGUAGGACAUCUCAUGUUAUGUAACAAGUCAGUGUGUUUAAUGCCUAGCCAACAAAAUGUAGUAUGUUAAGACUAGAAUGCCUAUAAGUUUCAGAGAUGCUUGUGAAAGAAAAUUGGUCAGGGAAAGAAAAAUGCUUCACUUGAAUAUGGGAAAAGGCACUUGAGGUGUUAAAUGUGUUUGGUUCAUUAUCAUGGAUCGAAAUCUGGUGAAAUAAUUGUUUGAAAAGGUGUGGCUUCUUUACAAUAAAGGUAACUCACAACUUAUGCAUUUAUAACCCACGCGCAUUCAGCUUCAUGUGUUUGGCAAAAAAAUUUUUUUUAAAAUUAAACAGGGGGCAGAUGUCCAGGACUGUGACAAUCCCUCCUGCCAUUGAACCCAGUGUGCUUUGGCCAAACAUGACUUUGGCAUUAGGUACAAUCCCUUCAACAUAACCCCCACGUAAGUUGAGAGUCUUUUGUAAUGAGAAAUGACCCCAAUAACUUGUAGAAUAAUAGGAACAUUUCUUGCCUCUUGAACCACUUAUUAUGUAAUCCCUUCUUUCAUGCUAGCACUUUAAAACUGAUUUUUUUUUUAAUUGUUUGAGACUACAUAAAGGCAGUCUGGAUAGGUUUCCUGAUUAUAGCUUAGUUCUUUUUUUAUAGUAGAAAUCAUUGCACUCCUUUUAACAAUGAAAAAUACAGUGUUGUUGUGGGAGGGUAUGUGAAGGGCCAAUCAUCCUGUCCAUAAAUCAAAUUAUUUUCUAAGUGGCAUCCCAAAUCUGUUCUGCUCCAAAAUAGCCAUUCUGCCUUCACAAAAAUUGCUCAUAAUGUAAGCGUGUUAUCUUGGAGGAGAAAAGAUGCUAUUUGUUUGAAGAAGCCUAAACAAGUUUUAUUUAUAUUUGGUAAUUAAAAAGACGCAGUGGCUGGACCAUUGUGUUCUAUCCUUCAACACAGGAGGGGCUUUGUCAGCAAAAUUGUCCAGUGACAUUGCCCUUCUUCAGUCUGCCCACAUUUUCUACCCUCCAAUAUCAAGGAAUUAUGUCAGACCCUCCUUUUGCUGAAAUCAUGUUGGUGGUUUGGAUUAAGCUGCCGUUUUCCAUUUAGCUUACCAUGGGAAAAGGUGGCGACAGAUAUAACUGUAUAGGUGGGUUUUUGUUUUUGUUUUGUGCUGAAGGGUAUGGAAGCUGUUUCCCAAAGUUACGCUUCAAAUGAUGUACAAUACGCUCACAACUUACAUUUAACUAGCGUGCAUUCAACUUUAUGUGCUUGGCAAAAGGGGCAGAAAGGAGGAGAGUGUUCAGGGGUAAAAAAGACUGGCAAUCCCAGCUGCUAUUGCACCCAAUGUGCUUUGACUCUCCCCAGAACAUAACCCCCGUGUAAGUUGCGGGCUUACUGUCAUUUUUUCCAUAAUUGAACUUAUUUAUAGCUUUUCAUGAACUUAGUUAGUUUGACUUCAUUUCAAGGUAACUGUCAGGUUAGUUAGGAGUUCUGAUAAGGAUUUAACAUCUCAUAUACGUUCACUGGCAGGGGUGUGUCAUGUCUCAGACAUUGUGCCUGUUUACUCCCCCCCCUUGCACAAUGUAACACAUUUUUUUAAAAUGCUGUGGUUAUGGUGAAAGUCCAUCCUGAGUGGGGGGGGGAAGCUUGUCCCAAGUAAACUGGUCAGCAGUCAUGUAGUCUGUUGCUUUACAUUGAAUGACGCCCUAAAUUUUUGUAAAUUACGCGGGGUUGUAGGGGGUGUGUGGAGACGUUAUAGAAGACGGGAAAGGAUUGUGAUGAAUAGAAGUAGCUAGAAAUCAGUGGUAUGUCGUUAAAAUCUCUUCUUCCCACCACUUUAGAAUUCCUUCUUCCCAUGUUUUGUGAAAUAAACAUUUCAUUUUAAACGCAACCACCUCUGGACCUUAAUUGUAAGAACAUAAGAAUAGCCUGCUAGAUCGUGCCAAUGGCCCAUCUAGUCCUGUGGCCUGUGGUAAACCAGAAAGCAAAACAUGAGCACAAGAGCACUCUUCCCUUCUAUGGUUUCCAGCACAGCUAUUUGGAACCAUUGCUGCCUCCAGCUGUGGAAGUAGAGCAUAUAGCCAUCAUGGCAAGUAGCCAUUAAUAGCCCUCUCCUUUAGGUAUUUGUCUAAUACUCUUAAAGCCAUCCAAGUUGUUGGCCAUCACUGCUUCCUGGGGAAACUAGUUCCAUAGUUUGAUUAUGUGCUGCAUGGAGAAAUAUUGAAUCUUCCAACAUUCAGCUUCAUUGGAUGUCCAUGAGAGGGGGAGAAUUUUUAAAAAAUCCACUUCCACCACUAUUUUAUAAACUUUUAUCAUCUUGCCUCUUCCUAGCCUUUUCUCUAAACUAAAAAGUCUGUAAUCUUUCCUCUAAGGAGCGUCACCCCCAUUUUUCAUGGCUGUUGCACCACUGGUUUGAUGUCUUAACGAAGCCCUCUGCCAUGACCCCCUCCCAAGGUCUUGCUCCUGGUCCUUCAUCUUUAGAUUUUAAUCCCUUGAUUAAAAAAUAUAUAUCUACUUUUAUGGCAAGAAAGUAAGGUCUGUUGAAAUGUGAUAAGCUAUGACAAAAAGGAUGUUGGAAAUCUGUGUUUGCAGUAAUGGGCAAAGGUCCUUUGUUAUCUAGACUGAGAAUACAUUUUGUUUAUGGGGGAGGGAUUAAAAAGAAAAUAUUUCCAUAAAUCAUGUUUUAAAGUGAGUGGUUCAUAUUUAAAUCUGUGAUUUGUGGUGGUGAUGAUGAUGAUAAUUUUAAUCACUAGUUGAAAUUGCUGUCUUCCUUCUGGUACAGGAGGCAUGCUUCCAAGUUUCUCUAAAAUUUUAGGAGUGAACCAGAUCCCUGUUAAAGAGAAAAUAUUAGUAGUUCUUAGCAAAAGAAAAGUUGCUUUGUGCUAAGUAAAAAUUGCUCACUAUUCCUUCAAAUGAUAGGUUUUGUGCAUCUUAUAGGAGAUGCUAGUUAUGGAGUUAAACAACCUACACUUCCCAGAGAAUACUAGUGGCAGCGCAGAGGAAGGAGUACAGAAAUAAACCAUGAUACAUAGCUGAGAAUAAUAAAGGCCACAACUUUAUUGAUUGAUUACAGCGAAUAGGUUUUGUGUAGGCCUAGGGCAUGGAUCAAAAGACUGAACAGCCUGAGUGCUGGUGGAUACUCAUACAACCAAUAGGGGGUUGUCCAAGGUCAGGGUCCCCUAUAGCAUGUACAGCUUUGAAGCAAACAUGGACAACCUGGUAGGUGGUGCUGUGACCCUUCAGCCCCCAAACUGGGCUUCUGGACAGGGAGCAGCACCCUUCCAAGUUCCCUUAAGGGGAACUCCCCCUGAAAUGGGUCCAGGUGCCCCUUCUCACUUCCCUUCUUAGAUUCCAGGCCCAAUGCCUUUGCUGCCACCAAAGGAAAGAUGAGGGCAAAUGGAGGGUGCCUCUCCUUUUAACACCCCCCUGCCUGAGAAAGGGAGUCUUAGUCCAGUCCCAUGUUGGGCAACAGAUUCCUGCAUUGCAGGGGGUUGGACUAGAUGACCCUCAUCCCUUCCAACUCGCAGCUCUGCCCCUGUCCUACACUGCGCCACUGCAGAUCUAGGCUCCCUGGUAAUUUCAGGAGAACCGGGACAUAAUGAUAGCAUUGCUGAAACCUUUUAAAACUUAAAGGGAUCGUAUCCUACUCAGAGUAGGCUGAUUGAAAUUAAUGAACCCAAGUUGUUGACGCCCAUUAUUUUCAGUGGUUCUACUCUUGAGUAUGACUUCAUGUUGGAUACAGCCCCAAAUCACGCCUAUAGAAAGGCAUCUUUUUCUUUUUUCUUUUGAUUAAGCGUAAAAGAAAACUGGACAAUAGGGUUCCAAGCUGUAUGUUUUUGGUAGAAGAAUCAUACAUGCAGGCAUCUCAGGUUCCUUGCUUUUCCUAGGAAGAAAGUUUCAGUAUCCAAAGUUGAAAAGUCCGUAUAAAGUGUGUUUAUAUUUUUGAAAUCCUCUGCUUUUAGUAAUUAUGGGUUGGAGAUGACGCUGUACCCGUUCUGUACCUUCAGCCAUUUUUGUGACACCCUAUCAUUUCAAUAUUAAAACACCUGACUUUUGCUUUUUGUAGGGUUAAAAAGAAACACCUUUGGUUUCUAUCCUCACUUAUCACCUUUCUGUAAAUAUUAGCAUGUUGACUGUGGGGAGGAAGGUUACUGUAACCUAAAAAUGUGUUUGUACAGAAGAGCUAGAUAUUAACCAGAAACCCCAUAGCAAAUCUGUACUCAAGGUUAAAAUAAUAGUGGUUUAUUGACACCAUUCCAAACGUGUCCUGCUUGGAACCAAGUGCCCUUGAUUUUGGUUGAACUUGUUUCAGGCGAGUUCUGCUGCAUCCAUCUUGCAUGUUACCCAGAAUAAGGUGGCACACUUCUGGAAGUACCACAUCAGUCUGCAUUCGUGUUUUUCGAGUGCUUUUCCCAUCACCUUGCAUGCAGCAAGGAAGAACAGUUCAGCAUAUCCCUCUUCUUGCAAGUUUAAUGCAUGACACCUGACCAUAGCUGCCAACCUUCCCCUUUUUUGCUGGAAAUUCCCUUAUUCCAGCGCCGUUUCCUGCUGCUUCCCGCUGCUAUCCCAGAUUGUUAGAUAUCCCGUAGACUGUCCCUGGGACAGGUGAGGCUGCUGAUCCCUUAUUUCCGAGGCUGCUGAUCCUUUAUUUUCAAAUCUGAAAGUUGACAGCUAUGAUCCCGGAUUGUUAGAUAUCCCGUAAGACUGUCCCCGGGACAGGCGGGGCUUCUGAUCCCUUAUUUCCGAGGCUGCUGAUCCUUUAUUUUCAAAUCUGAAAGUUGACAGGCUAUGCACCUGACCUACCUGCAGACUGAGGUGGUACAGUCUUUGAUUCUGCCAUGACCUUUCUGUAUACAGUUGUACCUCGGUUUACAAACUUAAUCCGUUCUGGAAGUCCGUUCUUAAACGGAAACCGUUCUUAAACCGUGGCGUGCUUUCCCUAAUUAGGCUUUCCGCCGCUGGAGCCCUUCCACCGUUCGGAUUCCGUUCUUAGACCGAGGUAAAGUUCGCAAACCAAGACACUACUUCCAGUUUUGCGGAGUUCGUAAGCCGAAUAGUUUGUAAACAGGGCUGUUCUUAAACUGAGGUACCACUGUAAUGUAUACAAACAACCCUUAACUCCAAGUAAGUGGUAUUGCGAGGGUGAGGUGGGUAGGAGAGUGUUAAGUUCUCCUUAAUGAUUUCUUUUCAUAAUCCAUAUCAUGACAUUCCAGUAUAAAAUUAAAACAUGUAAGCAGGGGGAAUAUCAGUGCAUUGCGUAUUUAUUUCCUACUAAAGCAUAGAACUUUUUUUAAGGGGUGGGGGCCGUGAUUUAUUCCAUACUGGUUUCUACUGAGCUUUAUCCUUUUUAAAAAAUAAUAUUGAAUCAAUACAGUACUGUAAUGUAUAUAAUUUGUACAGUUUUUUUCCUUAACAUACUUUUUUGGGAAUUGUGUUUUGCUUUUCAUUAACCAAUACUUGACCUUUAGUUCUUAGAGCUUUGUAUGGC
This is a messenger RNA of Podarcis lilfordi (Lilford's wall lizard), 7586 nucleotides long. NCBI's taxonomy places the organism in Eukaryota, Metazoa, Chordata, Lepidosauria, Squamata, Lacertidae. The record is from the annotation of a GenBank genome assembly.